AUGCGGCUGAUUUUGCUCGCCUUCUUGCCAGUGUUGUCAGCGUUGUCGCCGCGAGGUCCUCCUCCAGAUGCAGCAGAACCUUAUUAUAAGUUUAAAAACCUGUUCGAGAAGUGUGCUGAGUUGAAGAAGUUCUUUCCCGUGAGCGCUGCGUCGGCUCAAAUGUGGUCGUUGAACAUGAAGGAUGAAAAAAUUGUCAUUCACAAACUCGUUUUUAACUUGGUCGACAUGCAAAUUGACACCAAGAGGUGAGUGGUGAACGGACCUUCUAGAGAGCAAAUUUUUGAAACGCUGAUACGUUAGCUUGGUGUACAGCCUACCUUAUUGCUUGCAUAUUUUCAGCGUCGACGUUACUUCAGCAACCAGCGAUUCUGCAAUUUGGAAUCAUAAUAUGAAAGGGUUAGGUUACUUCUUGGAUUCUGAAUGGUAAGUUGACAGUUGACAUGACUCCCGUUUGUCAGGCCAACCUUCCAGUGGGAAAGCGAUGAACCUGGUCCGUCAAACCAGCUAGAUUUGGGAAACACGAAUGGUACCUGCUAUGGAUUUGCGACCGAAGAUUACGUCUACACACAGGUUUUCCAGGAGGAUGGAGCCAAAAAAUUUGCUCGUUGGAGAGUCGAUUUGAGCGGAGAAGUUGAAAUUCUCGGCGAUGCCAGCCCUGACGAAAAUGUGCUCCUUUUCCAGUACAAGUUUGGGCCCGCGUACUAUUUGACGGACCAGAAUUGUCUUCAAAUCAAUGAUCUCAGGCAGUUGGUAAGUCGCAGACACAGCUUGGGUUUUGAGCGAAACACUUGACUCAUUUACCAAAGCGCUUUGCCUUUCAGUCUGAUGGUUACAAAAGCUUCCGCAAAUGCAACACCUCCCAAGGAAUGUUCGCUUUCUCCGAUCUGUACGAAUGGUACAGCCUGGUAGGCCUGGUAGAAGCUUUAAUUUGCUGAUUCAUCAAUUAAGUUCAACAAUUUCCUCUCGUUUUCAGAGUGCAUUCGCAUGGCUGACAAGAGAGUGCGAUGGCGAGAUUUGGAGCAACUAUUGGGCCCACGUUUUCGUCAAGAUUCGAUUCCUCCCGGGAUAUCCGCCGGUAAGAAAAGGGAGGCGAUUUGAAAGGGAAGGGCCGCACUGCUGAUAAAAUGGGCCGGUGCAGACUGGGAUUGCUGCACAGUGAAUUUCAAAGGCAACGGGAGGACUGCACAAUGCAGGAAAUUUGGAAUUUUGUUCCGAAUUCUGCGAUGCAUCUGUGCAGAACAGAGUAGUCACUUAUCUUUUUUUCAGGCGAUUCGAAGAACAACAACUCUAACUCCAUUUGCAACGACCCCCAGGUGAGACGAAAAAGCUUGACAUGUGUUUGCACGGUGCGGUCGCGGUUUUUCGCGAUAAACGUUCGGCAUGAUGCGAAGAAGGAGCGCGAGUUAGACGCCCGCAACAUUGAGGCAACGCGAAAUUGAAAAAAAAAAAUACAAAAAUGUUUCCCGCCCAAUAUGGAGUUUCGGCCAAACGAAAUGUCACAAUUGAAAAAAGAAAUAAUUUCGAGAUUUUUUGGAAAACCCUUUUCUACAUUAUACAUUGUGCCUCGCCGCCGUUUGAAGAGAUGCGACGUGCACCGUGCACACAUGUCAAGGCUUUUUGGUCACUUUCUAGUAGCACAACAACGGAAGAAGAGAUAACGUAGUAAGUUGAGCGGCAAGUCGCCAUAAAAUUCGUCCUUAAGCCAUUCCCCAUGCCCCAACGUCACCAACAUCUAUCGGAUUGUGUUGUUGACUCUAGCUAUAAUCCUUGUGUUGAUUGGUAUCAACAACGUUAUAUUUUGCGUCUACAUGCGGAGAAAAGUGAAGGUAAGUGCGACGUUUUUCUAGGAACACUUUAUUUCUUAAAAAAAUAAGGCUAAAAAAUUCGAAAAACAAUACUUUAAGGAAGCAAAAUUGCAAGCAGCGCGUUUUGAGUCUUCGCAAGACAGCAAGGGCAGCACUAGCACUGGGAAAGCAACGGCGACUUCCACAACCACUGCAACCACUGCGGCAGACUCCUCAACAACAAAAAUCUCACGGUUGGCAACGAUGUCGUCGCUCUCUUCUGAGGGAUUGCCCAAGGUAAGGAAUAUUAAGACGUUGUUUUAGUCUUACAGGACGCCGUGACAAAACUUUUGCUGAGCCCGGAAAUUGAGAAGAUCUUUGACCAGAAUGAAGUGGAAGGGAUCGAAGCAGAGCUCCCCUACACACCUCUGGAAAGACAGCCGGAACCUCCGGAGGGAUUCUUCUGUACCUUCGGAAAGAUUGGGGUCACCAUCCCGGCCAAGACAUUCUACAAAACGUUUGGGGAAUUCGAAAUGGAAAUGGGCGGAGAGUUGUGCACAGUGCAGUUUGAAGAUGUGAAAUCUGAAUUGAAUCGGAUUGAGGUAGGUGGGAAACAUAGAGAAAAUAACUUACUGGGACAUACUAAUAAUAUUCUAGGCGAUGGCAGCGGUAAUGAGACAAGCCCAAAAGAAGCAGAUAAAUGGGACCAUUCCCGAAUUCAUGGUCACGGCCCAAUUGGACGCCUUCAACUUCCGGUUGCUGGUGGCGAAAAAAGUAAGUUGAAGUCCUAAAUUUACGAUAAAAAUGGACCGCUUUCUGACCGUUGGGUGCGAAACGUUCCGCAAAAAAAAUAAUUCUCUAAGCUAGGGUAAUAAUUCUGAGUCUCGAAGCGAAAGUUAUGUUCGCCAAUAAAAAUAAAACGCAAUGCCAAGAAACGAUUGGUUUUUCGAGAAGUUUUCACUUUGGGAUACAGAACAGCAAUUCGAAGGCAAUAUUAGCUUUCAUAUCCUACGGAUACCUAAAAUAAUAUCGAAAAAUGUAAGGAAGAAGCACUAAGUUAUGCUAUGAUUACGUUCAAGUCCGUAUUGAAAAACGCCUGUAUUUUAGUGGCUGUUUUUUGAUGGUAGCCAAUGCGACGGAACAGUUUUUUUCGUUUCUGAUUUAAAAAAAAAAUUCAGCUUGGUCCAUCCAUCGAGAAACAAGUCCUCAGCGGUAACCUAAGCACUGAAGAGAGGUUGAAACUGGUCUCCCUGACCUUCAAUUGCAUGGAGGACCUUCUCUUUUCCAACAUUGUCCAUCGAGACAUCAAACCUUCAAGUUUUCACUAUGAUUUUGUCGGCUCAAAACUCCUCAUUUCCAACCUUGGACUAGCCAGAAUCACUCCAAAGUCCCCUCGUCUCAAGCUGCCAUUCUUUGGGAACCUCACUUUUUGCAGUCCAUCCACCCAUUUGAAGCUGGAGAGGACCCAUUUUGAUGACAUGGUCAGCUAUUUCUAUGUGGUUUUGUGGAUUUUCAAAAAGGAUUUGCUGAUUUGGAGUAGCGAGACUGAUGUAAGGAGCUAUUUCACUUGUUAUAGGCCUCAUUCUUUUAUUACAUUAGCUUUUUUUACCCCUAUUUUUCAGAAAACAGUGGUUUAUCAGCUAAAAUCUGACCUAAUGGAGGGAAAAUUGCUUGAAGAGCGGUUGAAAAAGUUCAUCAAGCACGAAAAGAUCAUAGAAUUCCUGAGCCAACUCUUCCGUCUGAUCCUCAUGUUACCCCCAAAACGACCAUCUUAUCGGAAAAUCAAGGAACUGAUUGGGAAGAACUAA
Messenger RNA from Bursaphelenchus xylophilus (pine wood nematode), 3592 nucleotides. Lineage: Eukaryota; Metazoa; Nematoda; Chromadorea; Rhabditida; Aphelenchoididae. The record is from the annotation of a GenBank genome assembly.